AUGUCCGUUGCCAUUGUCAUGGUGUUCGCCGUAUGCUGGUUGCCACUCAGCAUCUACGCCUUCCUGUCCCUUUAUUCAUCAAACAUAGCUAUAAGGUCAUCUUGUGGCAUGCAAUACUUUGAAACUAUUGCCUUUCUUCUGGCGCGCUCGUACUGUGCUGUAAAUCCUUGCAUAUGUUUUAUCUUCAGUGGUAAUUAUCGUCAAGGUCUCAAGAAUCUCAUCGGUUGUUUUCCUACAGGCGAAGCUGCUUAGUUAUCGUUUCCUCCCCAGCCUUCUGCAUGCUGUUUGGAUUUAUCCGCGCAUUGAUGUGGCUGAACAUGCCCACCAGUUCUUUAUUCCUAUUUAUAGAGAAUUUGAGCAGAGACGUUUUUGAGACACGGGCGGCAACAGGAGAAAGAAUGGAACUAAAUCUGGCGCGAUUUGACGCUAAUUCAUCGACUGCAAGAAAUAAGAACUUUUAACUUGCGGCUGCCGUCCGCGUCUGCCGUUGAUGCUUAAGCUCCCUAAUAACUACUCUAACGAAGUAGCUGGUGCGGCCUAACCCAUCCAUCAACUGAUUUACUGUUUAGUGACAGUAAACUUUCCACAUUUUACAAUUCUGGUCAUCUUUUUCUGACUUGCUGAAACUGUUCGUAAUCCUUUUUAGAAGAGCCUCGCUAUAUUCCUUCUGAAAUUUUUGACUUGGCACCCGAAAAAAGACAGCCAGUAGGUAUUUUCAAUUGGUCAGGGAAUACUGUAAACGUUGUAGCGGUAACGCGUUAUUAAUUAAAUAAGAAGCUUUAGAGUUGGAGUUAAUCAGAAAGGGAACUGUAAACGUUGUAGCGGCAAAGUGUAAUAAAUUAAAGAAGAAGCUUUGGCGUUGGAGUCUAACGGUUAACCCAAUCGAGAGCCUCUAUUAAAUAUUUCCUUACAAUCUCGAAAUUCACUGCCUAUGGUACAUUUUCGCGUAUUGUUAUUAUCUAUCAUUUUGUAGCGAAAUAAACUAAAUACUUGCUGAAAAUGAAAAAUAUCAAAUAAGCGCCCUUCUCGAAUAAGCGCCCUUCUCGAAUAAGCGCUCACUCUGAAGGUCUCAAAAUGUAUUAAGCGCCUAGGGCGUUUACUCGAAUAAAUAAGGCGAUCCUUGUUUUACGCACAUGCACGACGUCGAUUUAACCACGAACUUAUAUGAGAAUUCAUUGUCGGCGGAAAACUGCGAUCCCUGCGACCCCUGAUAGAUUAUACUCAUGUUUUGAAAGUGACUUUCAUAACUAAGAGUUUUGCUAGAAUGCAGCUUUUAACAGGCUAAGCCCAAACACUAAAAGUAAAGAGUGCUUCAUCAUGCUUCAGAGUGAUAAUCUCUCAGUGGUUUUAUUUUGUCUUAAAAGUGUUCCGUGGACUGGUAACGAAUUAGCGGGUGAUAACGUAGAAAACUGUGAAACUUUCUUCUGGAUUUCUCCUUCUUUCCGGCUCCACCAGAGUUGCCGACGGCAAUUUUAAAAACAGCUAUUAACUGGAAACAACAACAAACCCAAAUAAAGACCUAAAAUAAUUGGUUUAAGUGUGCAUCAUCAAAAUAAAAUAUUCAAAUUUUCACAUCACUUCCACAGCAAGCGGUAAUACAAAUAGAGGUGUUUGUGACUUCCGUAAGAUAAUACUUGACUUUAACGGUGACUGAAGAACGCGUCUUCGAAAUGUCCACGAACUUGAGCGCAACAAUGAAUGCAACUCUGCUGUGUCAAUUCAGAGCCUUGUGCUCAUAGCAGUGGAUCGAUUUGUAGCUGUGGUAUUUCCCCUCCGUUCCCCGCUCUUCAGUUCAAAAUUGUAUCGCUUCUUUAUUCUCGCCACGUGGAUCAUCGCCAUGGCUACAUUCAUCCCGUAUCUGCUCGCGUUCAAGCUGGUCGAAUACGAUCAUGAGUACAAGUGUGUGCGGCAAUGGAUGCGCGUUUUUGACGAUUCCUCGUCGGUGACAAAAUACUUUAUGGCACUUUUAUUGCAUUUUUUUUAUAUUCCCUUCGUUCUGAUGUUUAUUCUAUAUCUUGCGAUUUUUUCGAAACUGAAGUCCCAGAGAGGACCAGGCGAACACUCAAUGAACGCUCAAAUUCAGCGCCUGAGAAGGGAGAGAAAUGCGCUGAAGCUUUCCAUUGCUAUUGUGUUAGGUUUCGCUGUAUGCUGGAUUCCAUUCAGUAUUUUUGCAUUAGUACGUAUGUUUGCAGAUGAAAACAAUGCUACAAUGUCCUGUGGAUUCAAACAGUUAUUAGAGCAAGUUGCUCUGCUACUGAGUCGAACAAAUAGCGCUAUGAACCCCUGCAUAUGUUUUAUUUUCAGUGGAAAUUAUCGCCAAGGUCUUAACAAUCUCCUCGGCUGCUGAGUGAGUUACCAGGGCUAAUAAAGAUGCAAUGUAACAUCAUGGCAGCCGCUUUGGAAUAUAAUAAGAAUUGUUUGUAAACUGAACUGAAACUAAAUUAAAUACAUCAUUAUGAAAAGUAAAGAACAUCCACACUUAAGGGUUUAGAAACGAAUCUGUUGCCGUAAAAACAUUUUUUUCCUAGGGGUGAACCGUUGAUAUGCAUUAAGGAAUCCUGCCAACGUUGCAUUAGAAACAACUAUGAAUAACACAUAUUAAUCAAGUAGUAUCUGAUAAAAUCUUACAGUCAUGCGCAUUAGAAAGGGUUUUUAAUUACUGUCGGAUAUAGAAUAUCGUCUUCAUUUGGAUUAUAUUAUAAAUACUCUACAGAACACAGGGAGAUACUUAUCAUUUUAUCAAUCACUUUAUCGUAGAUAUGAACAUAUCAGAUGUAUUAAUCCAAAUUUUCUAGAUUCCAAACGCCCAAUCACCAACUUUGUUUCGUGAGGAAACAUUUACUUUGCAUCAUAUAUUGCUUACUUCUGGUAAGAAUACAAUGUAAGAAAGUUUUUAAUUUGGCCUCGUUUGUUCAAACAGGUGCUCAUACUGGUAAAACAUUAGCAAACACUUACAUAGAGAUUAAAAAAUAGGACGCGAUAUGCUGGCGACAUCCUGACGCAAUUAUCAAAUAUUUGAUUCUCUCAAUCGUAUAUUGUGGGUGGAAAAAUAUCUGAAAGAGGAAAGCUACAGACACUGAAGAGAAUAUAAACAUUUAAUAUUCUUUUGCAACUGAGUAAACAAUUCUGUUCAAAUAGAGUCCGCUUGUUGACGUCUUUCAGAUCUCUUUUCUUUAUUUCGAUUAGUAACAUUCAAUAUAUCAAGUUUCCUUGUCUUCCCUCUCCUCAAUUUAUUCAUGAAUCUCGCCUGUCGGAGGCUUACAGUCAGCAAAGACAGGCGGGGAGGCAGGCGCAUAAAAGAUGGCACGCGGAGGUUUCCUCGGACGUAGUUUCAAUAAAGUUUCAUUUUGUAUUUCUUAAUUGAAAUGAGAGAAAGGGCUGCCAAUGUUCCAUGACUCACUUAUUUAGUACAAGAUUGUUGAGCAAUCAUGAUUAGUUAAUUAUAUGAAAGAGAUCACGGAUUCUUUUACACUGCGAGGAUUUCUAGUAUUCGUAAAUGUGAACAUGUUCAAAUAAAGAUAGACGAAACUUAAUCGCUUCUUAUUACAAGCUUCAGAUGACAUAGAGCAUAAUGGGGGACGAAUUUUAAAAAGUUCUUUUUCCUUUACACUUUGGCCGUCAGAAUCGAGAAAAUGUCAGAUCUGUGAAAUAAAGUCAUCUGUGUCGGAAAUUCGCUCUCGUGUAAUUGUAUGAAAAUUUCCCAAAUGCUUCUGGUGGAAAAAGAAACAUAAAAAAAAAAAGAUAAAAUAGAAUGAAUGCCGAUAUUGACUUAAAUUAAUAGCUUUGGUCUUUUUAUUUUUUUCCUUUUUUUUUUGAAAAUUGAAAGUUCGAUGCGAUGUCAAGAGAGACAAAACUUAAUGGCUUUUUUAUUACAGGCUCCAGCUGGUACCCGGGUUUCAUUUUCAAAGUAUAAUGAGAGGUGACUUAAAAUUUGUAUUCUCUUCAAACUUUCGUAUGUCAGGACCAACAAAGGCAGAAACGCCUGAAACGUCAGACUCUGUGAACUUCUCUCGUGAAACUACAGAGAUCAGGCUGUAAGUAACAGUGUAUCCGAUUCUUCUUGCUGUAGGAUCGAAGCACGAUGUUGUCUGUGUUCCAUUUGUGGUUUUGUUGAAGUUUAUGCGGUCGUUUAUGAAAAUGGAAAACAGUAAAAUCAAAUAUUUCAGUUUACUAGGUUUUUCUCAAAAGAAUCUCUUGGUUUCUCUAUAAUCUUUUAAAAUAGUGUGUACUACAUCAUAGAACAUUUUCCUUCACUUAUUAUAAGCCGCCAUCACAUUGAGACAGCUGUCAAACGUAAUUCAAUAAACAACGCUAUUUUAGCUUUUGCUUUCCAGUCAUUUGCUAAACAUUUAUCAGCUUUUUAAUUCAGAUUACGUCUCGCAGGGAAAGGAAGCCGCCAGCUUUCGUUUUAACUUCCUUUUUCCCCGUUUUCCGUCCCUCAAUUACCGGGCUGUUUUCGUGCACAAAAGAAAAAAGAUACGCAUAACAUGAUACAUUCCUCGCCUUUUGUUAGCUCAUAUUAGUUUUUCACGACUUAUCCUGGAUGGGAAACUGACAUCCGUCAAUCGUCUGUUACGAAAGUAGUAUGCAAAUAAGCGAUCAAGAAACAACCACAACAAUUAUCAUCAAGUGACUGAAAUACAAAUUUAUGAUAUGUAUUGAAAGCGUUGUACAUACACGUCAAGAUGCGGAAACAGAAGAAAAUGGAACUUUCUACAAAUGUUCCUGAGGCCAAUGAUAUUUCUAUUUAAAGUGCAAUUAUUCAAACUACAAUUGUAGAUACUUUUGCUAAUUAAAAUGAAGGUUCAGGGUACAUCUGUCGAUAUUAAAUUUCCAGAGAAGCUAACGUAUGCAAUUUAGAACAAUAAUAAUAUCUAUGCAAAUCAUCACUGCGUUCACUUUAAAAAAGAUAGCGUUCAGAGCUGUUGGCGAACGUGACCGCAACGAUGAAUGGAACACAGGUACCGAGCUGCUUAAAUCCAGUUACUGAGGGAAAGAGAAUCGGAUUCAACUUUGCUUACAACUUUUAUAAAAUUAAAAAAAUACAAAAUAAAGACAGGAAAAAAGUUAAUAAACGAGUAAGGAAAGGACUUUUUACUAUGGGAAAAAUCUUUUGGAGCUGUUCCUCAUAGAAAAUUAAAUCCGACUCAGUAAAAGAAGUUUGGCUUAAGGCAGUUAAUGAAAGUUAAUGAAAGUUAUUUGUUAGUAAGCAGCUUUGUUUGUUUAUUGAGAAUAUAGGUAGUUCUCUGAAAACUGCUCAAAGUCAAAGAUUGGUUAAAAAAAGGGAAAUUAUCGUUUGCUCAUACGUGAUGAUUCUGAGACAAGCUGUCAACUGUCAUUCAACAUCACUAAAUUAUUCUAUUUCGGUAUUCGCCAUUCUAUCAUGUGCUUUAUUAAUGUCUGCCUUUAGAUUCAGAUCACGCCUUGCGUUGAACUGCCUUCCUUAGAAACGACUUGUUUUUCCUCUUUUAUAUGUAAAUACAUUUCUCUAAAAUUGUUGUUUUCACCAUUUACCAAUCAUACCAAAAGGUUAAAAAAAAGUAUAGCAUUCAAAAUCAUUUUUCGUUCUUGACAAUCUUAUUUCAACUGACUCUAUUCCUUACCUAAAAAAAAAUUUUUGAGUACAGACUGCAAGUCGAAAUUAAAUGAGAGUAAAAUGAUAUCUAAAGAUUCUUAGUUAAUCAAUUUUUAAUGUAUUCGUUGACAGUCGCCUCUGCUUUAUUUAAACAGAGUGUAGGCAGCUUCUCAAUUAAGAGCUUUUAGCAUACGACUAAGGACUCCGACGAAAUUUAUGAAUUCAUUAGUAUAUAAGUAAACAAUUAGCUGUGUCUUCUUUCAUAAAGCAUAGGUAGGAUUCAGAGUCAGACAGAGAACUGUUGGCCGAAGGAGAAACCCAUAAUCGGAUUCCGCAUGGGGACUAAGACUUUUUUCUUUGUUGCACGCUCGUGACAAGACGAAAACAUCUUUCUUCCAGAAAUUUAUAUGUCGGGAAUAACUUUUGGAUCCGUACCUGAAAAAGAUUGUUUCCCUUAAACGACCAAUUGUUGAUUGGUUUUGCAGCUCUUUUGAAAGAAUACUUCAGUAAAAACUGUGAGAAGGUUGUUCCGUAAGGUAGGAGCACUCUUUUACUGUUUUUCGGUUUUUCUCCAAUGAAUAAAGUCUGACGCUUUGCAUGGAGGAAGCGAAAUAAAACAAUUUUAAAGUUUGUCAAAAUAAGCAGCUGUGUUUUCUUUAAAUAGAGUAAAGGCAACGUCCAGAUAACCACUGACUGAAUAAGAACUGAUCUCUCAAGAAUGUCAGAAAACGUGACUGCAACGAUGAAUGGAACACAGUCCACGUCGAGCUGCUUCAAUCCCACAGCGACAAGAAUUGGUCAAACCUUCGCCUACUGUCUGCUAUUUGUUGUGUCGCUGGCUGUGAAUACCUUCAUUGGAAUAAUUGUCUAUAGGACGAAAACUAUGAGAACACCAAUCAACAUUUUGAUAGUAAACAUGGCACUCUCCGAUCUGUUGUACCCGAUUUUCCUCUUUCCUAAAAUUUUGGUAGAGUUAAACACGGCCGGCCACUGGCUGGUUGGCGGUCCCCUUGGCCAUGCGGCGUGUAAACUGAGUACCUUCGCUGCAGAUGUCUCAACUCUAGUGUCAACUCAGAGCCUGUUGUUGAUCGCAGUGGAUCGAUUUGGGGCUGUAGUAUUUCCUCUCCGUUCCCCACUGAUUAGUUCAAAGCAGUGCCGGUACUUCAUUCUCGUCAUUUGGAUCAUCGCCAUGGCAGUCCAUUGUCCAUAUUUGAUCGCCCUGAAAGUUGUCGAGUAUCCAGAGGGGCUGUUUUGUGGGUGGCAGUGGAAUGACACAUUUGGAGAGUCCCUAUCGCAGCAAACCUACAUACUGGGAUUGAUCGUUGUUACCAACUAUAUUCCUUUGGUUUUGAUUGCCAUACUUUAUUUUGUCAUUUCCUUAAGAAUUAAAUCGCAGAAGAUUCCUGGGGAACAAUCAGCUAACGCAAGAGAACGGCGUUUGAAGAAAGAAAGAAAUGUUCUUAAUAUGUCCGUUGCCAUUGUCUUGGUGUUCGCCGUAUGCUCGUUGCCACUCAGCAUCUACGCCCUCCUGUCCCUUUAUUCAUCAAACAUAGAUAUAUUGCCAUCUUGUGGCAUGCAAUACUUUGGAACUAUUGCCUUUCUUCUGGCGAGCUCGUACUGUGCUGUAAAUCCUUGCAUCUGUUUUAUCUUCAGUGGUAAUUAUCGUCAAGGUCUCAAGAAUCUCUUCGGUUGUUUUCCUACAGGCGAAGCUGCUUAG
This is a messenger RNA of Pocillopora meandrina, 7292 nucleotides long. The record is from the annotation of a GenBank genome assembly. NCBI's taxonomy places the organism in Eukaryota, Metazoa, Cnidaria, Anthozoa, Scleractinia, Pocilloporidae.